CAAGGCGAAUAAGCAAAUGAUGGCUUCCCUUGGAAGAGAGAAAAAGAAAAAAAAUUUGAUCUUUCGUGUUAAUGCUGUAGUAAGGUUCCGUAUCCGUGUGCCGAACCCGGGAUCGAUGAUGGAGCAAUUAUUGGGCGGUCCCUGAACGUCGUGAAUAUGACGAAUCGGACAAUUGACCUGAUGAGAAGAGAUGUAACGAGCCUGACGAUAUAACAUCGGUUCCACUCCGUACCUACUUUUCCACAUCAUCAUCAUCACCAUCAUCACAAACUUUCGUCAUCAACAUUCUUUCCGUCUCUCUCAUCUAUCGCAUCUUACCUCUCUCCAUCAACAUGUCCACCUCCGGCCCCAUCACCGAGUUUCCCGCCCCCGGUCUCCGGGAUCCCUUCCGUUACAUCACCGGCCACGACGCCGAAGGCAAUGCCGUCUUCGUCCAGACCGACAACGGCGACCACCGGGCUGUAAUGCUCGGCGGUGCUGCCGCGCAAAACAUCAUCUACAGCGCUGGCUCCAACCCCAUCGAGCUCACCGGCAACGUCGAUCUCGAGUUCGCCAAGAACAGGCCCUCCCUCCACAUCCCCAACGGCGUCUGCGUCCGUAUGAUUGACUUUGCACCUGGCUGCAAAUCCAACAUGCACCGGGCCCUCUGCAUGGGCAUCGGCACCGUGUGUGAAGGCGAGGUCGAGCUCACGCUCGGCAGUGGUGAAAAGCGGAUCCUGAGGCCUGGCGAUGUCUCGAUCAACCGCGGCGCGAUGCACCAGUGGCGCAACACGUCGGACGAGAAGCCGGCGAGGAUGUUGUACACGCUGCUGGACAUCAAGCCGCUGAUUGUCAAUGGCAAGCAGCUGGACUUCGAUAUGGGGUACUUGAUGAAGGAGUACGCGGAGUAUGAUGAGGGCGAGGGGGAUAAGAAGGCUGAGUAAAGGAGACCGGGCUGAUGGAAUAGGGGUAGUGUUCAUGUUGGUGGAGUAGUUACGCUAGAUGCAUCAUAACCAAUAUUGCGAAUUUUCAUUGUUGUUUUCUAC
Molecule: messenger RNA, 1025 nt
Organism: Neurospora hispaniola
Lineage: Eukaryota; Fungi; Ascomycota; Sordariomycetes; Sordariales; Sordariaceae
Exons: 2
Coding region: 333-923 (196 amino acids)
Source: RefSeq, a predicted model, not a curated record